Gambusia affinis (western mosquitofish) is the source of this 2247-nucleotide messenger RNA. It is a transcript of the gene lrrc20, whose product is annotated as leucine rich repeat containing 20. The coding region runs from base 710 to 1231 and encodes 173 amino acids. Gene Ontology annotation, molecular function: protein binding. The record is from RefSeq and is a predicted model, not a curated record. Lineage: Eukaryota; Metazoa; Chordata; Actinopteri; Cyprinodontiformes; Poeciliidae. The transcript is spliced from 5 exons.
UGUUAGCUCUUAGCUUUAGCUCACAACUAAAACAACUUCCGUAUACCUGCUUAUAUCACCUACUGAGAAAAUUACUAAUGCUCUAAGAUCUUUGUAACAAUUUUUUAUAAUAAACAGUUCUUUAUUCAUGCCAACUAGCUUCUUCUAUUGAGCUAAAAAUAUACCUGGCCGUAGCUAAUGUUAGCCACCAGUGACAGCUGACAAUUUCUGUUACACUUACUGGCUGGUUGAUUGGAGAUUUUGCAGUCACUGGUUGAAAUUUUAUGACAAGAAGUGCAAAGCAAACACCAUGACAACACUGCUCAGGUGACUUUAUGGUGUUUGUUGAGUAGUUAGUUGUGUAUUUGAAAAGAGCAAGCAGUGCAGAAUCACAGGUAUUGUUGCCUAAAUCUAAAAGCAAAAUAACACACAACUCAUUUUCAGAAUUAUUGCAAAUACAAACACUUGGUCGCACUGAAAUUCUCUGCUGUAUAUAAGGUAACUGGGGUUUACUGUGUGUGAUCUCACUUCUGUGGUCAGAUAAAUCUGUGACAUGAGAAAUUUGAUAUAUGUUUCUUCCAUUUGAGCACAAUAUAAAAAACUGUACAGUAUAUUGUAGAGAGUACUUUAAGAAGCCUCACAAUAUUUCUUUAGGUCUGAUCAGUAUGUGCAUUUUUAUGUUCAUCAAUAAUAGCAAAGAAAUUGCUUCUGUCUUAAGUUUGAAUUGAAAAUGGCAGAGGCAGUCGCAAAUGUGGCCCGGAGGAUUAAUGCAACAGUAGAGGAAGGCAAAGACAGCCUGGACCUAUCAAACUGCCAGCUCAUAUCCUUCCCAGAUGGUGUGUUCAAGGUCCUCAGGACUGUCUUAGAAAACAUCCGCAUUGUCACGUUAGCUGAUAAUAAAAUGAAGGCCAUUUCAGGCAAAUUCUUUUCAACUUUUACCCAGCUCAGAGAACUUGACCUCCAGAGCAACAUUUUCACCAAGCUGCCAGAUGAGGUUGGAGAAGUGGAACAUUUGACUAGCAUCAAUUUAGCUAAUAACAGCUUUUCCAUCUUCCCUGAGAAGCUCACUGAAAUAGCCACACUGGAGAGGAUUGACCUUGAGGGAAACAGCAUCACUGAAUUGCCUUUGGAAAAGUUGUCUGCCAUGCCCACUCUCAAGUGGCUCAACAUAAAGUCCAAUCCUUUGAGCUCCAGCAUUCAGUCUGCUCUCCAAUCCCCUUACAAUUUUGAGAUUUUACUAACAACAGAAUAAUGGAAUAUGUCACAUAUAUUCUUACAGACUCUUUGGUGCGUGCCUUUAACUACUAAAGAUGAAUACAUUUGAGAACCUUAAAGGGGCAGUGUUAUGUAAAAUCAACUUUUUUGAGUUGUACAUUAUGUUAUUCCCUUAUCAAAAACAUAACUGGAAUGUUACUUUGAUUCUUUCAUGCAUGUUGAAGAAACUGUUUAAUCUCCCAUGGCAGCCAUUAUGGGUGUAAAAACAUUUGGUCUCACCAAGCUUCCUUUUCCAUGGAUCUCCUCCUCAGAGCAGUGGUUUCCAAGUCGGGCUUCCACCCCACAGAGUGCCGCCGCUCUGCUCCUCUAGACUAGCAGCAGCAGCAGAAAUUAGCAAACCCUUGUUGGAACUGUGCAUCUGCUGAGCUUAUCAUACAAGCUACUUCUCAGUGAAAUGCUGGUAAAAGCCUUCAUAAAGGCUUAAUGGAGGAAUGUAUGAUGGUAGAAUGCCGGAAAGAGCAGGAGCUUCUUAAAGAGACAGAGGCCAAUUUCAAGAUGUUAAAUUCCAAAGUCAAAUUUCUAAAUUAUGUUUGAUUAAAACAACUGAUGGCAACACAAUUAUUUGAUUGUGCUAUAAAUUAGCACUAUGUCUCUGGAAAAUAGAUAAUACUGCCCCUUUAAAAAGUUUUCAAGAUAGAAUUGUGUUUCACAAGAAAAAGACACACAUCUAUAAAGAUGAGUUUUCAACUCUGCAACCUCUACUUUUGGAGAGUGUAGUUUCUGAACAUACAGGAGGACUUUUUUGGAACUGUACUGUGGACUCCAGAUGCAUUAGCAGAUACACUGCUGCCAAGACCUGCCUAUAUCUGGAACAUAGAAAUGUAAUAAUGUUUACUUUGGGGAGUAUGAGUUGGCCAGAAUCCUAUAAAGGGGGUGCUGUCCAGUGAUUGGGCCAGUUGCUGGAGAUGAUUAUUCUUGGGCCAAGAUUUUCUCGUGAUUCGAUGGUGCUGACUCAGGCUGCAGUUUGUAAUAAAACUUUGCUAUUCAACCAAA